Spodoptera frugiperda (fall armyworm) is the source of this 324-nucleotide messenger RNA. Its product is annotated as cyclin-dependent kinase 2 homolog. The transcript has a single exon. NCBI's taxonomy places the organism in Eukaryota, Metazoa, Arthropoda, Insecta, Lepidoptera, Noctuidae. Bases 1 to 324 code for a protein of 107 amino acids. Gene Ontology annotation, molecular function: ATP binding; cyclin-dependent protein serine/threonine kinase activity. Gene Ontology annotation, cellular component: nucleus. The record is from RefSeq and is a predicted model, not a curated record. Gene Ontology annotation, biological process: protein phosphorylation; regulation of mitotic cell cycle.
AUGGUACAAUUGCUGACCGCCAUUCAAUAUCUCCACCACAGCAAUGUAUUUCACCGUGAUCUCAAACCAUCUAAUAUUCUUAUUACUGAAGAUGGUAUACUGAAGGUGGCAGAUUUUGGCUUGGCCAGAGAAUACGAAGGCCCUCAUAAACAAUAUUCGCCAGAUGUAGCAACACUAUGGUACUGUGCGCCAGAAUUGCUGCUAGACACCAAGACAUACUGCACUCCCAUAGACAUGUGGAGUGUCGGGUGUAUAUUUACUGAAGUAAUUGUGUUCCAGCCACUGUUCGUCACUGAAUCAGUAAAAGAAGUACUCCGGCUCUGA